Tupaia belangeri chinensis (Chinese tree shrew) is the source of this 2162-nucleotide messenger RNA. RefSeq names its product 2'-5'-oligoadenylate synthase-like protein. The transcript has 6 exons. Gene Ontology annotation, biological process: negative regulation of viral genome replication; defense response to virus; regulation of ribonuclease activity. Gene Ontology annotation, cellular component: cytosol; nucleoplasm; membrane. Gene Ontology annotation, molecular function: protein binding; nucleotidyltransferase activity; double-stranded RNA binding. The record is from RefSeq and is a predicted model, not a curated record. NCBI's taxonomy places the organism in Eukaryota, Metazoa, Chordata, Mammalia, Scandentia, Tupaiidae. Bases 40 to 1584 code for a protein of 514 amino acids.
AGGUGCUGGACUCUGUGACAGCGGGUACCCUGGACAGACAUGGCACUGGCCGAGGAGCUGUAUAGCACCCCGGCCGCCAGGCUGGACUCCUUCGUGUCUCAGUGGCUGCAGCCCAACCGUGAGUGGAAAGACGAGGUGCUGGAGGCGGUGCAGACGGUGGAGCAGUUCCUAAGAGAGGAGCACUUCCAGGGGGAGCGCGGUCUGGACCAGGUGCGGGUGCUGAAGGUGGUCAAGGUGGGCUCCUUCGGGAAUGGCACGGUGCUCAGGAACACUACGGAGGUGGAGCUGGUGGUGUUCCUGAGCUGUUUCCGCAGCUUCCAGGAGGAAGCCAAGUACCACCAAGCCGUUCUGAGCCUGAUCUGGAAACACAUGUGGCGCUGCCAGGACCUACUGGCCCUCGGGCUCGAGGACCUGAGAGUGACCCAGGGAGUCCCCGAUGCCCUCGUCUUCACCAUCCAGACCAAGCGGACCAUGGAGCCCAUCACCGUCACCACUGUGCCUGCCUACAGGGCCCUGGGGGCUUCUGUUCCCAACUCUCGGCCACCCCCUGAGGUCUAUGCGAGUCUGAUCCAGGCUCACAGGUACCCCGGAAUGUUCUCUCCAUCCUUCAGCGAGCUGCAGAGAAACUUCGUGAAACAUCGGCCGACGAAGCUGAAGAGCUUCCUGAGGCUGGUGAAGCAUUGGUACCAGCAGUAUGUGCAAGCCAGGUGCCCCAGGGCCAACCUGCCCCCUCUCUAUGCUCUCGAGCUACUAACCAUCUACGCCUGGGAAAUGGGGACCCAGGAGAGUGAGCAGUUCAGGCUGGACGAAGGCCUCGCCACGGUGAUGGAAUUGCUCCAAGACUAUGAACUCCUCUGCAUCUACUGGACCAAGCACUACACCUUCCAACAUCCAGUUGUCGGGGACUUUGUCAGGAAACAGCUCAAGAAAAAGAGGCCCAUCAUCCUGGAUCCAGCUGACCCCACCUACAACGUAGCAGAAGGAGGCAGAUGGGACAUAGUCGCUCAAAGGGCCUGCCAGUGCCUGAAACAGGACUGUUGCUAUGACAGCGGCGAGAACGCAGUCCCCAGCUGGAAUGUGCAGAGAGCCCGAGACAUCCAGGUGACAGUGGAGCAGUGCGGUUACUCAGAUUUCACCAUCAGGGCCAACCCUUACGAGUCCAUAAAGAAGAUGAAAGAGAAAAUCCAGCAGAGCUGGGGCUUCUAUGGCCUGCAGCGCCUGUCCUUCCAGGAGCCCGGUGGUGAGCGGCAACUCCUCAGCAGUCGCUGCACCUUGGCCCACUACGGGCUCUUCUCUGACACCCGCAUCUACCUGCUGGAGACCAUCUCCCCUGAGAUCCAGGUCUUCAUAAAGCACCCUGACGGUGAGAGCCACGCCUAUGCUGUCCACCCCAAGAGCUUCAUCCUAGCCCUGAAACAACAGAUCGAGGACAAGCAGGGGCUGCCCGUGCAGCAGCAGGAGCUGGAGUACCGAGGCCAAGUACUGCAGGACUGGCUGGACUUGAGACACUACAGCAUCCAAGAUAGCAGCACCCUCACCCUGUCCGAGAUCAAAGCAGGAAGGCCUCUGUUUCCAUCCAGGUAGUGUCCCCUGAGAGCCCCUGGGUGCAUCUCUGCCAUCUAACCCACAAUGCAUCCCGCCAACCACUCCUUCCAGUUCUCUCCUGGAGAAACCCUGUGUCUUCACCAGAUUUAAACCAAAUUACCCUAGCCUUGCCCACAGGGGCAUGAGGAGGACUGUGAGAGACUCAGAGGACAAAGGGACAAUGGCCAGAUCCUCUGUCGCAAGAGAAUCCUGACCCACAACUUUCGCAACAAUCAGGCUGGAAAAGCAAAUUGCAACCCUGACAACGACCGACUCCAAACCAUCAGGACUUGGUUAAUAACCUGCCAGUUUUUCUAAUUCCCCACCCCACCCCACCUUGCUUCCAAUUUGGGGCCAACUAGAGAAAGACAAACACGCUUCCCGUACUUAAUCCCGCUUCUAGCUAACCAGCGCCACCUUCCGACGCCAACGGCAAUCAGGGCCCACUGAAGGCUUCCUGUUUUCCGCUAUCAAGCUUUCCCAUUCCCCUGCCUGCCUCUGAGCCUGUCAAAGGCAAGGGAUGGGGGCUGGUUCCUCUGCUAUAGAAAGUGAGAAUAAAUAGCCUUUGUUUGUUCUCA